AUGAGUAAAGCUCCAGAAGAGUACAUUCUGGCCAAACCAGGUGAUGACUCUACGUCAAAUUCCAAACCUCGUGAAUUGGCGUCUCCCAUGCAAGCAGUAACCAGAAAUGAUGACUUACAAAACUAUUAUUAUACACGUCAUCCACAAAAUUAUCCUAUUCCAAAUACUGCACCACCAUUAGAUCGAAGGCUAAGCUCGAGCAGGCACUCAAGAUCACAUUCUCAUAAUUCGGAUCAAAAACAUCCAAAACACCGCUUGUUCCAUCCCGUGAAUCACAAUGCUUAUCUGCAAUAUCCUACAUAUCCCAUGAAUGUAUCGUCCCCGAAGCCUUCAUCGGCACCACCACCUUCUCCUCAAAUGAGGCGACAACAGCAAGCUGGUUCUAACAGAAAUCCUUGGCAGCAUCAGAGUAAGCCGAGUGAUUCACAACCAAACUGGACAACUUUGAUCCCACCGUUAUCUGAUACUCCAAGGGAGUCGAAUCCAGUGUUUCUAAAUCAGCAACCACAACCUCAGCAACUAAUAGAUGCAGGUUCAAAUAAUGGCCACCACACCCCAGAAAUGCAGAGGCAAAAGUCUCGUAGAGAUGGAUCAUCUCACAGAUCAAACCUCGAUCCUUCUCAAAGGCAUUCUAUUGCUAUAUCACCAACUCCUGAAAAACAAGAAGCAGCAGAAGAAGAAAAAAGACUUAAUAAUGAUCCUUUACCGAAACCACAGGCAACUAUUUCCAGUAGAUCCAAAACAAAGAAAAAGAGCCGAAAAGUGUGCCAGAAAUGUGGACUUGAAAUCACUGGUCAGUUUGUCCGUGCUCUUCAAAGUGCAUACCAUGUUGAUUGCUUUACAUGUCACGAAUGUGGUAAACAAUGUUCAGCUAAAUUUUUCCCUUUUGAGCUUAGACAAGACGGCAAAUCAACACAAGUUGCUCUUUGUGAAUAUGAUUACUUUAAAAAGCUUGAAUUAAUUUGUUUUAGUUGCAAUAAUGCAUUACGAGGGCCCUAUAUUACUGCGUUGGGUAACAAGUACCAUUUGGAACAUUUCAAAUGCUCAGUUUGUCAACACGUUUUUGAUUCAGAUGAAAGCUAUUUCGAACAUGAAAACGAUAUAUUUUGCCAUUUCCACUAUUCAAAGUUGUAUGCCUCACAUUGCGAAGGGUGCCAGUCAUCGAUUUUGAAACAAUUUGUCGAAUUGUAUCGAGGUGGAAGGACCCAACAUUGGCAUCCGGAAUGUUUUAUGGUGCACAAGUUCUGGAAUGUCUGCAUUACUGCUGACUCUGUUGGCUUACAGAGAACAUAUGGUUUACCUGAUGAGAAGCUAGCAGACUUGAGAGCGAUCAAGAUGUCGGAUACAAGCCUCAACUCGGAAAGACUAGUGGGUAUUGAACAGCAUAUUGAACAAGUGGUUAUGAACUGUUGGCUAAUGUUAUCUGGAUAUAAACAAAGUGCAGCCGCCUGUAUCUCCGAUAUGCUUCUCAAUGCGUGUACUGGAAACAAAUAUAAUGGUUUGAUAGUCACUGGGAAGUUGAUAUUGAGUAUUGAGAUUUUAUUUCAUGCAUUGGAUUAUGUAUUACAGGAAUGCAAAGUUGCGGCAUCUACACUCGUGGUGAAAAACGAGCUGUCUGAACAAGAAAAUCUGGAUUCUUCAACAAUCGAAAAUGAAUAUUUCCAAUUCUUGAAGAAGGAGCCAAGAAACAUUACCGGAAAAGUUAUGAGCUACUUGGCUAUAUUACGAAAAUCAGCAAGUAUAUCUAAAUCAGGUACUUUAUCAGCGGAGCUAUUAUCAGUUAUCACUGGAUCUGCUCAUUAUUUGAAGCUUUUGAUACGAAUUGGGUUGUACAAUGCCUUAAAGUUGAAUAAGUUGAAUGGUACCACUGAUGCAUUGGACCAAUUCUUGAAUCUAGUAUCUAGGUAUGAAGCUAUUGAGUCUAACAAGCUCGAAACUGCCGAAGGUUUAGAGGUAUUUAAAGCGAAAUUGGCGGUCCCACAGAGCUCAACUGAUGCUUGCACAUCUUGUUCCAAAAGCAUCGAAAAAUCAUGUGUCAAACUUGGCGAUCAUAGGUGGCACUGGAAAUGUUUUGUUUGUGCAAAGUGUCAUCAACGAAUUGAUCAGUCUGAAGUAAACCAGACCCGUUUUGAUAUCGCACGUCAGUCCAUCAUUUGCGCACGUUGCUAUGAUGGAUGUGGGAUUAUGGGAUUUGAAAUUGUAACCGAUUUAUCCCAGUUGGUAUAUCUUUUGAAAAUCGCUUUAUUACGGUCAAGAUCAGUUAUGAAUAUCGAUUUUGAUAACCCUACAAUAUCUCCGAGACAAGAGUCGGAGCUUUUGCAAACUCCAGACAAGCAACAUGAACAAGAUGAUUAUAGCAAAACUUUGGAUGAUGUAACAAGACUAAGAAGUAAAAGACAAAGCCAGAAAUUGUCGCAAUCGGUUAAAAAGAAGGCGAGAAAGUCGGUAAUCAUAACUGCCCCAGAGGGUGAUCAAGCUCAUCAGGAUGAAGUCGAUACGUCAAAAUUGGGCGAAGGCAAUCUUGCAGCAAAUUUGGGAGAAUUGGCUCUUCAAGCACAACCGCCUCAAUUUGGAAGAAAAACCAGUAGUGGAUCACAACUCUCGUUUGAUGGUAGAGAAGAUUUAUCAGUGAAGAAACAACUACAAAUUAGAGAUGAACCUCAACGACAAAUGACAGCCACACAUCUCGAUCGUACAUCUGAUUUAUUGAAGAAUGAGAAGUCACUAACUUUGGACGAUAUACCUAGAAUUGUUGCUGCUGAGCAGGCCCGUGACCAAAGGCCCAAUGCAUUCAAGCACCAAAGCAAGCUAUACCAAAGAACCGGAUCUCACAAACUAAAAGGUAGUGGACACAGCCCCAUACAAACAACUCCAAGUAGUGCAUUGGACCACAUAUUGAAUACUACAGCACCCGGAAAUGAUCUUCCAACUUUUGAUAAACAAAAGUUUUAUUCAGAAUUGACCAAACGCGAGCACUUCAUUAUGAGACAUAUUGCCAUCGCCCUUUUAUGUCUGAUGGAUCACGAAAAAUACAACAAGGAUGAACUCAUAACGAUGAUUCAAUUGAAAAAGCCACCUACGUUUUGGGAGAAAUUGAAAUUUGGCGCCGGUGGUACAUCAAAAGAUAAAGUCAAUGCAGUGUUUGGAUCUGAAUUGAGCAUAUUGACAAAGAAAUAUGGAGUUGAUUCUGAUCUUGGUGUUGGACCUUCCAAAUUGAGAAUUCCCAUUGUUGUUGAUGACGUUAUCAGUGCUUUGAAGCAAAAGGAUAUGUCAGUUGAAGGUAUUUUCAGAUUGAAUGGUAACAUCAAGAAACUUCGUGAGUUGACUGAACAAAUCAACAAAAGUCCUUAUAAAUCACCCGAUUUCAGUGCUCAUACCGCUGUUCAAUUAGCAGCAUUGAUGAAGAAAUGGUUACGUGAGUUGCCCACACCGCUAUUAACAUUCAACUAUUAUGAUUUAUGGAUUUCUUCUCAGAUGGAACAAACACCCGAAAUAAAGAAGAAGAUUCUACAGCUAACGUAUUGUCUACUACCCCGCGAUCACCGAAACCUACUUGAGGUAUUGCUAUACUUUUUCAGUUGGGUGGCUUCAUUUUCUGAAGUUGAUAAAGAUACUGGAUCCAAAAUGGAUGCCCAUAAUUUAGCCACAGUUUUAGCUCCAAAUAUCCUAAUUUCAAAGCAGUCACAGGGCCAAAAUGAACAAACUGGUGAUGCUUACUUUUUGGCUAUUGAAGUUGUAAAUCAGUUGAUUGAACAACAUGAAGAAUUGAGUAUCAUCCCACUGGAGUUGAUGAAGAUCUUUAGUGAAUGUGGGUUUGAAGGAAUUGAGAAGGACUUAUCGUCCAAGGAGAUCUUGAGUCAAAUUGAAACUGUUUUGAAAGAAGAACUAAAGUGA
Lodderomyces orthopsilosis Co 90-125 is the source of this 3894-nucleotide messenger RNA. It is a transcript of the gene LRG1, whose product is annotated as Lrg1p. The coding region runs from base 1 to 3894 and encodes 1297 amino acids. Gene Ontology annotation, biological process: signal transduction; actin cytoskeleton organization. Lineage: Eukaryota; Fungi; Ascomycota; Pichiomycetes; Serinales; Debaryomycetaceae. Gene Ontology annotation, cellular component: cytoplasm. The record is from RefSeq and is a predicted model, not a curated record. The transcript has a single exon.